CAGUGUUUACCCUCUUCCCAACAAUCAAACCAGAAACAAACACUUUCAAUUCUCCAAAAAGAUGAACAGAGGAGCAGCAAUUUUUUUGUGCCUCUUGCUUGUGGUCAUGGAUAUUGCAGCUGGGAUUCUAGGCAUUGAAGCUGAAAUUGCACAAAACAAGGUUAAGCACUUGAGAUUGUGGAUAUUUGAGUGUAAAGAUCCAAGCCAUAAGGCAUUCAUGCUGGGGUUGGCUGCAGCAGUGCUUUUGGCAUUAGCUCAUCUUAUACUGAAUUUGGUUGGUGGCUUCAGUUGCCUUUGUUAUCAACCACAACCUGAUAAGGCUUCUCCAAAUAGACAGCUUUCAAUAGCUUCUCUCAUUUUAACAUGGAUUGUGUUGGCUGUUGGAUUGAGCAUGCUGGUGAUAGGAACUUCAUCAAACAACAAGUCAAGUGGUUCAUGUGGUUUCACUCACCAUCACUUCCUAUCCAUUGGUGGAAUUUUGUGCUUUGUGCAUGCCCUAUUCAGUCUUGUGUAUUACGUUUCUUCCACUGCCUCUUAAUUACUGGUUAAGAUAACUGAACUUUCAGGCCACUUCUGCUCCCUUUUUUCUGCCAUUUUUAAAUCUUUUGCUUUUCCAAAUGUGUACUAAGUUAGAUUAAACAAAAAUAGAACCAGUCUUCCUAUUCAUCCACUAACAUGUGUAGUUGAUUGAUUACAGUUAAACUUAAUUUCAAAACACUGAUUAAGCAUUAUUAUUUUAGACCUUCUUUUUA
This is a messenger RNA of Vigna radiata var. radiata (mung bean), 752 nucleotides long. RefSeq lists its product as uncharacterized. The record is from RefSeq and is a predicted model, not a curated record. NCBI's taxonomy places the organism in Eukaryota, Viridiplantae, Streptophyta, Magnoliopsida, Fabales, Fabaceae. The coding region runs from base 62 to 538 and encodes 158 amino acids. The transcript has 3 exons.